AUGGGCAACACCAGCAGCGCGGUGUUAGAGAACAUCGUACAGGGCUCCAACUUUGAUCGCGAUGAGGUGGAGAGGAUACGAAAGCGCUUCAUGAAGCUGGACAAGGACAACUCCGGCACCAUCGAGCGCGAAGAAUUCCUCAGCCUUCCCCAGAUCUCCUCGAACCCCCUCGCCACAAGAUUGAUCGCGAUCUUUGACGAAGACGGCGGCGGCGACGUAGACUUCCAAGAAUUCGUCUCCGGCCUCAGCGCCUUCUCCAGCAAGGGCAACAAGGAGCAGAAACUGCGAUUCGCAUUCAAGGUCUACGACAUCGAUCGCGAUGGGUAUAUCAGCAAUGGGGAGCUGUUUAUCGUGCUGAAGAUGAUGGUGGGAAGCAAUUUGAAGGAUCAGCAGCUGCAGCAGAUUGUGGACAAGACGAUUAUGGAGGCGGAUUUAGAUCGCGAUGGGAAGAUUAGCUUUGAGGAGUUUACGAAGAUGGUGGAGAAUACGGAUGUGAGCAUGAGCAUGACGUUAGAUCAAUUCUGA
Venustampulla echinocandica is the source of this 525-nucleotide messenger RNA. RefSeq names its product Calcineurin. Gene Ontology annotation, molecular function: calcium-dependent protein serine/threonine phosphatase regulator activity; calcium ion binding. Lineage: Eukaryota; Fungi; Ascomycota; Leotiomycetes; Helotiales; Pleuroascaceae. The transcript has 5 exons. The record is from RefSeq and is a predicted model, not a curated record. The coding region runs from base 1 to 525 and encodes 174 amino acids.